GACAAAGGCCCCGCGCGCGGCCCAGGCCGAGGGGGCGGGGAGCCCGGCCGCGGGUUUGACACUUGGCGGUGACAGGCGCGGGGCCGGGGCCGCGACGGUGCCCGGGCAGCCCUGGCGGGCGGCUCUCCGGGCCGGCCUGAGGGGCCGAGCGCCCGGCAGGAAAAGGGGAAAGGUCUGGAGCAGAACCAAGUCUUCAAGAGAAUUUUUUACCAAUCACCUAUGAAGCUCCUGAUUUUAGAGUGGCACUUUUGCAAUGAAGAAAAGGAGACGGCUCGCUGCAAAUGUAAACGAAAAAGUUCAUCUUGGCCAUGAGAAAGAUACUUCAGAACAGAUUCUUGUAGUAGAGUCUGCACAAGAAAUUAUCUCAAAGUCUGCAGAAAUAGCUCCUGCAGAUCAGCUUGAAUCUUCCCAAGAACUUUCAUUGUCAUCAGAACAAAGAAAGCUCCUAAGCUCAUUGCAGUAUAACAAAAAUCUACUUAAAUACUUAAAUGAUGACAGACAGAAGCAUCCAUCGUUCUGUGAUUUACUUAUAAUUGUAGAAGGAAAAGAAUUUAGUGCUCACAAAGUUGUAGUGGCUGUUGGGAGUAGUUAUUUUCAUGCCUGUUUGAGCAAAAAUCCAAGCACGAAUGUUGUCACGUUAGAUCAUGUAACUCAUUCUGUCUUUCAGCAUUUGCUCGAGUUUCUCUACACCUCUGAGUUUUUUGUGUAUAAAAAUGAAAUUCCGUUAGUGCUGGAAGCAGCAAAAUUUUUAGAUAUCAUAGAUGCAGUGAAGUUACUAAAUAAUGAAAGUGUUUCUAACGUACAGACUGAUGUGGUAACUGAUGUACCUACACCAGUAGAAACAUUCAGUGAACUGACAGGUAAACUGUUAAAUAGUCAUCAGUGCACUUUUUGUGGUCGAAGCUUCUGUUACAAGAAGUCCUUAGAAAAUCAUCUGGCUAAAGCCCACAGAUCCCUUUCACUGGAAAAAAAACAUGGGUUAAAGAUGGUUGAGAAGGCGGACUUUACCACUAGACGUUCUAUGAGAAACCGUAAAUGUCCAGCUAAAUUUGACAACAGUGACAAUGAAAGUGCAGAUGCCUCUGACAGCAAUCUGGAAAAAGCCACUUCUGACAAGGAAACAUCUGAAAGAAGCGAAUAUGAAGACAGUGAAAGUGAAUGCAAUGCUGAUGAAGAGGGACAGGAAGAGGACAUGUCAGGUGAAGAUUCAGAGUCUGAAGAACAAAGUGAAAAAGAACAGAAUGAUACUGAAGAGAGUUCUGAGGCGGUUGAUUCAGUGGGAAAUAUUCCUGAAGGCUUAGCUCCAGUCAUCAUUCAAAGCAGUAGUAAAAAACUACUGCAGUGUCCCAAGUGUGACAAAAAAUUUGAUCGAAUAGGCAAAUAUGAGAGCCAUACACGUGUACACACGGGUGAGAAGCCUUUUGAGUGUGAUAUAUGUCAUCAGCGCUAUUCAACAAAGUCCAACCUGACAGUGCACAGAAAGAAACACUCUAGUGAUACUGACUUUCAUAAGAAGGAACACAAAUGUCCCUACUGCAAUAAGCUGCAUGCAAGCAGAAAGACUUUAGCGAAGCACGUGAAGAGGUUUCAUCCAGAGAACGUACAAGAGUUUCUUUCUAUCAAGAAGACAAAGAGUGAAGGUUGGAAAUGCGAUAUCUGUAAGAAAUCUUUCACUCGAAGACCUCAUUUAGAAGAGCAUAUGAUCCUUCACUCUCAGGAUAAACCCUUUAAGUGUACCUACUGUGAAGAGCACUUUAAAUCCCGAUUCGCAAGACUGAAACAUCAGGAAAAGUUCCAUCUUGGGCCUUUUCCUUGUGAUAUUUGUGGCCGCCAAUUUAAUGAUACAGGAAAUCUGAAACGCCAUAUAGAAUGUACUCAUGGAGGAAAGAGAAAAUGGACGUGUUUCAUCUGUGGAAAAUCUGUGAGGGAACGAACAACCUUGAAAGAACAUCUGAGAAUUCACAGUGGAGAGAAGCCUCAUCUUUGCAGUAUUUGUGGGCAGAGUUUUCGUCAUGGAAGCUCUUACAGACUUCAUCUAAGAGUCCACCAUGAUGACAAGAGAUAUGAAUGUGAAGAAUGUGGGAAGACAUUUAUUCGACAUGACCAUCUGACAAAACACAAAAAAAUACACUCAGGUGAAAAAGCACAUCAGUGUGAGGAAUGUGGAAAGUGUUUUGGUCGUAGAGAUCACCUUACUGUUCAUUAUAAAAGCGUUCAUCUAGGAGAAAAAGUCUGGCAGAAAUAUAAAGCAACAUUUCACCAGUGUGAAGUCUGUAAGAAAGUUUUUAAAGGGAAAACAAGUUUGGAAAUGCAUUUUAGGACACACUCAGGUGAGAAACCCUACAAAUGUCAAAUCUGUAAUCAGUCUUUUAGAAUUAAGAAGACAUUAACAAAACACAUGGUUAUUCAUUCAGAUGCCCGACCUUUUAAUUGCCAACACUGCAAUGCAACAUUUAAACGGAAAGACAAGCUGAAAUAUCAUAUUGAUCAUGUUCAUGGAUCAAAGGCUGCAGAAGAGGCAUUGACAUCUUCAGAAGAAAAGCUAGUCUCCUUACCAGUGCAGUACACCUCUGAUGACAAAGUUUACCAAACAGAGGCUAAACAGUAUGUGGAACAGCCCAAAGCAUAUCAAUCAGAAGCCAAAACUCUGCUACAGAAUGUAUCUACAGAAGUAUGUGUGCCUGUGACUCUGGUACCUGUUCAGAUGUCUGAUCCGCAAGCUGAUCUGGUGCAGCACACUGCUCAGUCCCAUGGCAUUCUUCCUCCACAGCCUGAGCAGACAGAUUAUCAACGAGCAACAGAUCUAUCAUUUCUAGAGAAAUAUACUCUCACUCCACAACCUGCAAAUAUUGUUCAUCCUGUAAGGCCCGAGCAAAUGUUGGAUCCUAGAGACCAGUCAUAUCUUGGAACUCUACUGGGGCUAGAUACAGCUCCUAAUGUACAGAAUAUUUCAGACAAUGAACAUUCGUGAUCAGACCAUAACAUUCCACCUAAUUUACUAAGCCAUUAGCCAACAGAAGGCUGAUAUGGCAAUUAAGAUUUAUAUUUUAUAUUUUAUUUGGACUCAUGAGUCUUUGCAUAGCUUUGGAAGAACAGGUUUGUUUCCAUAAUGUUUGAACAUUUAGGCACAUUUUGAUGCAUACUGAAAGAGUGUUUCUUGUGUUUUUGAGAGUUUUUAAAAAUCUUAUAGGUGGUCUUUUAAAAAUUAUGCUCUGAUAUCUUUUAAGGAUAGUGGCUGAGAAAUGUAAUUACGUAUCUAGCUAUUUUAAAAAAUUGCCUUUCUGCAUCUCACUUUGGGUUAAUGUUUUUAGUGUAAUAGAAAGCAUUCUGGAAGAAUACGGACUGUAUCAAAUUUAUAAAAAGUUGUAAGGGCAGGCAGGGAUAUGAAUCACAAACUUUGAAUUAUGUUCCACAUAAAAAUGAAAAUAUAAUUUUACUUGAACCCUCAGGCAUUUGUGGAGGGUUUUAAAGUCUGCUGGACUCUGGAGCCUAGCCAGCGGACACAGGAACUAGAUUAUUCUGAAAAGUCAUUCAGAUAUUUUAUGAAGACACUAAGCAGGGGGUUUGUUGAUCCCUCUGAGUAUAAUCACGCUGCCUAAAUUUGGCCUCUUAAUUCUUCCUUGAUCUCUAAUAUUGAAUUAUGUGGGAGGAUCUAGACAGUAGUAUUGUCUGAUUUUCUACAGUUAAUCCUAUACAAUUUUAAUAUGCAUUUUUUUCUUGCUUUUUCAAUCUUGUCUUCUAAAGUGUGCCCCGCACUCUAACUUUGAAAAAAAUGGGAAUAUUUGCAAGAUCGUUUUUAUCUAUAAACAGUCAGAAAGGACUGGCAUGGCUUACCCUUGUUAGAGCAUAACAGGGUCCUGCAUUAGCCUGCACAUUUUCAGGUUAUCUGUGAUAGAGAAGAAAUUUAAAGGCUAGUAUUUCCAGAACAGUACUCAACUUCUAUUUAAAAAAAAUAAAUAACCAGGAAUUAUAAAUUUCUUGUGAGUUGCUAAUGAAAUUAUUUUGUUUCUCACUUUCUUGUACUGUGUUUAUAAAACAAAGUCAAAUUCUUGAGAGUA
Messenger RNA from Columba livia (rock pigeon), 4058 nucleotides. RefSeq names its product zinc finger and BTB domain containing 41 (gene ZBTB41). The record is from RefSeq and is a predicted model, not a curated record. The transcript is spliced from 11 exons. The coding region runs from base 254 to 2971 and encodes 905 amino acids. NCBI's taxonomy places the organism in Eukaryota, Metazoa, Chordata, Aves, Columbiformes, Columbidae. Gene Ontology annotation, molecular function: RNA polymerase II cis-regulatory region sequence-specific DNA binding; DNA-binding transcription factor activity, RNA polymerase II-specific; protein binding. Gene Ontology annotation, biological process: regulation of transcription by RNA polymerase II.